Messenger RNA from Drosophila ficusphila, 1705 nucleotides. It is a transcript of the gene grnd, whose product is annotated as protein grindelwald. The transcript is spliced from 3 exons. Lineage: Eukaryota; Metazoa; Arthropoda; Insecta; Diptera; Drosophilidae. The coding region runs from base 538 to 1281 and encodes 247 amino acids. The record is from RefSeq and is a predicted model, not a curated record.
AGUGGUUGGUAACAGCGAGCGAUCGACGCAUUUUAGCCAGUAACGAGUUGAAUGUGGCUCAAAACGCUUCGAAAAUCGCUGGUCAACAACGUCCGUAAUUUUAAAAAGGGAAAACAAAUGUUUUAUUUCGUGUAAAAGUUAUAAAAAUAAGUAAAAUUAUAAGGUUUUCAAAAAUCUUUAAAGAAAAAGUAUCAAAAUGUGUCAUAACUAAAAGAAAAUUCUAUAAAUAAGCUGUGAAACUUGGCCAAGAUAAACUCGUUUACACAAAUACAGAAGUGUGUAUGUGUAAGGGCAACAAAAAAUACUCAGACUCCAGAAGCCAACAAUCAAAAGAGAAGUUAGUUAGUCAGAAAGCCUCUGGGCCGCGUUAUUGGCAUAUGAUUCAUACUGAUACUUUGGAUACGUCUAAAAUAAACAAAACCUACUGAGGAGAAAAGCAGUUUUCACAUUGCUUAUGUAAACCGCGCAAAGCCAAAGCGGAAAUUACACUCACAAAAUCAAAGUGUAAUUAACAAGAUAUAAAAACAAUACCCCAAAAUGUCGGUCAGAAAAUUGGGAGCCCUGUCGCUCUCCAUUAGCGGAGUUCCACUUUUGCCAAGUUUUUCCUUGGUGGCAGCGGCAAAUGGAGACAGUAAGGACUGCCAUGGAACGAUCUGUCAUCCGGUGGACGAAUAUUGCUCCGUUGCCUCGGAGGCCUGUCUGCCAUGCGUUUCGAUCUGCGAUAACAAGACGCACAACUAUGAUGCCACACAGUGUGGCAGGGAAUGUUCGGCUUGGCUUAUAUCUCUUCAAACCACAGCUUACAAGACGUUCGGUCCUCUGAAGGCGGAGAUGAUGGACAUCCAGAACACCCAGCACCUGAUCCUUCUGCUCCUGACGAUCCUCCUCAUCCUGAUCGCCGCUCGCUGUGCCUUCCAGUGCCUCCGUUGGCUGAUCGGCCGGCGAUGCUUCCACAAAAUGCUGCGCAGACUCCAGUCGAAGGCCUUUCCACAACCUGUGACUGCGAAUGGAAAGGAGCUCAAUGCCACCACCAUACAGAACCUGAAUGCCAUCAAUCGCAUGGGCAGCGACCUUGAGCGGGCGCAGUCGCAGAUCUACAGUGUGGCAGGUGCAGCCGAGGGUUCGGUGGUGACCAUGACCACCCCGGUGAGCACUCGCUAUCCGGCGGAGAACAGCACCACGCCCACUACGGUUAUGACGGAUAUCGCCUACGGAUACGACAAUCAGGCCAUGGUCGUAACUCCGAUUACCGAGAAACCAUCAACAGCGCCUGCUUUCUAAAGCCAUACACUCAAAAACAAAACCCUCAAACUGAAAUGAGUCCAGCGAAAGCAAAAUGUGCAUCACAUUGAACCUAGUGAUAUUUUCGUAUUCGGUUAAGCUAAAAGUCCUUUUUUAAUACUUAAGAUCUAAGAUUUAAUAAUAGGUAUAUACUUACUUGUAUCUUCCCGAAGUAAUCCAAUGCGGUCUGAUGUACUUACAUAAACUUAAACUGUAUAAAAUGCACUUCUACUUUAAGUUAACAUAUAAUUCGGAUUUACUCAAUGGAUUCAAGAUUGAAAUAUUUUCCUUAUAUUUUUGUGAGAUCUUAAUAUUUAAAUAUAUAAGUUAUCUUUAAGUCUGGGAACAUUAUAAAAAUCUGAAAGCGAUUAUUCACCCUUCCAAGUUCAAAUUUUAAAAUAAAACUCUGAUGCUUCGCUUAAAA